This is a messenger RNA of Babjeviella inositovora NRRL Y-12698, 5679 nucleotides long. RefSeq names its product DNA-binding ATPase. The coding region runs from base 1 to 5679 and encodes 1892 amino acids. Gene Ontology annotation, molecular function: TBP-class protein binding; ATP binding; ATP-dependent chromatin remodeler activity. The record is from RefSeq and is a predicted model, not a curated record. Lineage: Eukaryota; Fungi; Ascomycota; Pichiomycetes; Serinales. The transcript has a single exon.
AUGUCGCGUUUGGAAAGAUUGGUCAUCUUACUUGAAACAGGGUCGACUCAAUUCAUCCGAAACACCGCUGCGGAUCAGUUAUCCGAUCUCGCAAAGGGCCAUCCCGAAGAGAUUCUCAAUCUAUUGGGUCGUGUGUACCCCUAUCUUAAGAAUAAGAAAUGGGAAACGAGAGUUGCCGCCGCGAGGGCGUUUGGGGGAAUUGUCAACCACUCCGAGCUCUGGGAUCCCAACGCUAACGAGACUAAUGAAACAACCACAGAACCAGACAUCAAACCCAAAAUAGAGGAACUUGACGUAGACAUGCCCGACUACGAUGCGAUCAAGAAAGAAGAGGAGGAGGAUCUAAAGUUCCAGAAGGAGGAGCUAGAACUCUUUGACAACGACUCGCACUUGGUAGCCUUCAGCCAAUGGGAACUACAGGAGAUCUUGAAAAGCGGUAAGAAGUUGCUUGCCAACGGUGGCGCCGACUACGACGAACUCGAUUCGCAGAUUGGCGACCCGCUAGAGCGAUUAAAGAGACAGAAAAACAAUAUCAACGCCCGGUUGGGCAUGGGUAUUGGUAUUGACGCCGAUAUCCUUGAAACCGCUGACACCGAUGUCAAGCCAGUUGUCAAGGCCGAAGUGGCAUCAAUUCCGUCCCCAACCCUGGCCCCGGCGUCGCCCGUCGAAUCCGACACUCCCAUGAGCAAGUCCUCCAGUGCUAGGCUCAAGGCUAUGGCGAGAAGAAAGGCCAAGAUAGAUGCCAAGAACCAGAGCCACACCAUCAGACCGGUCGAUCUUUCCCAGUCUUCAGUGUCGCGCCAGUUGGUUCACGAAGGUGUCACCGACACCGCCUCCCCUUCUUCCACCCCCAACAUCGACAUCACCUCACAGCAAGGGGGGGAAAAGUUGGUUGUCGAGCACAAAACACCGGAGGUUCCGCCAUUACUUGCCCACCACGCAAAGGUUGCGGGGUUUGUGUGGCCAUUCCAGGGUGUCUACGAGCUUCUCAUUCUUGAUUUGUUCUCGGAAGCCUGGGAGAUCAGACACGGGGCAGCGCUAGGUCUCCGAGAAUUGAUGCGAACCCAGGGUAAGGGCGCCGGGAGAAUCAAGACCGCCACCAAGGCUCAAAACGACGUGAAAAACAGCAAAACGUUAGAGGACUUGGCAGUCAGAAUCUGUACCCUUUUUGCGCUUGACAGAUUCGGGGAUUACGUCUCGGAUACGGUUGUGGCGCCGGUGAGGGAAUCCUCAGCCCAGACCCUUGCGGCCUUACUCAUUCAUCUCUCUGAUGAGGUUGUGUUGCGCACCUUCGAUGCCCUCACCAAGCUAGUCUUGCAGAACCCGGAAAAACUUGGGUUGCAGGUUCCUUGCUGGGAGGCUAGUCACGGGGGGAUGCUCGGGCUACGCUACUUUGUGAGUGUACGCACGGAUAUUUUGUUCCACCGCCCGGAACUCUUUGAUAAGGUGGUGCAGAUUGUGCUACACGGGCUUCAGGAGAGCGACGACGACGUACAGGCGGUUGCUGCUUCCACUCUCACGCCGAUUGCUGCUGACUUUGUCAAGCUCAAGGGCAGCGUCAUCCAGACGAUUAUCUCCGCCAUCUGGGACUGUCUCACCAACUUGAAGGACGAUUUGUCGGCAUCGAUUGGGUCGGUGAUGGACCUUUUGGCCAAGUUGUGUUCCCACGUGGAGGUGCUCGAGGUUAUGAAGACAAGGGCAGACGAAGACGACGAUUCCUCGUUCAAGUCGUUGGUACCAAGGUUGUUUCCGUUCUUGCGUCACUCUAUCACCAAGGUCAGAAAGGCCGUUCUCACGACCCUCAUAGCCUUUAUUUCCAUCGACGACGCCAGUGCCAAGGCCUGGGUUGACGGCAAGAGCUUGAGACUUCUUUUCCAGAACUUGCUUGUGGAGCAGAACACUGAAGUUUUGCAGCUCUCGGUUCAGGUUUACGAAAAGUUGAUGGCCGAGGUGAGGGCCAGUCCGGUUUUAGACAUGGCUACCUUGUUCGCCCCUCAUGCCCAGCCACUACUCAAUUUGCUAAUGACCCCGUUGGGUGUAGCCAGGCACAGUUACCCGAUGAACACCGCUUAUAUCAUGCGCCCGUCCGGUAUCACCUACUCGCCUCUAAAGGAGGAUGACCCCGAUGCCGAGGGCUCCGCCGACAAAGAAUCUGGUCGUCGCGGUCGCAAGAGAAAGACCCCUCCGUCCCCCGAACCAGCGAUUGUGGUCGAAAACGACAAUAAGGUGAAUAUUGAUGCGCCAAUCUUUAAGGGCGACGUCACCUUGGUUGGGGUUGAGGUGUUUGUGCGAACCAAGAUCGCAUCGGCGACUGAGUUUGGGCGCACGCUCGCUUUCUUCCCGCCUGAAGAGUUGGUUACCGUGUUUGGCCUACUCGCGCAGUACUUGGCAGCCCCGCACUCUACCCCACGAAUCCUUUCUGCCUUGAUUAUCGAAGAGUACUGCAGGGCCCUUGGAGAGCAGGGCCUUAGCCCGCCUGCCCUGGCCAGUGAUGCGUUCCUGGAGCUACUUAACACGGUUUUGGCCACCCCCGAGGCCCUUCCGUACUACAGGGAGCUUGUGCCAACGCUUAAGGGUGUUCGUACCCAGUGUCUCCAGCUCUUUUCCACCUUCAUCGAGAGCGGAAAGGUACAACCGGCCAGACUUCCGAUGCUUCCCGUCGUCGUACAAGGUGAGUUGGAGGCCGGUCCGAGUGCGUUCAGCAUUGAGAGUGCCGAAAAGGUUAUCGGGGAUACAUUCACCAAGCUCGUUGCCUCCCUCUCCCCUACCUACCGGAUGGCAUCGAAGCAGCUCCUCGAUGACUGUAAACACAGAAUCUCUCUUGCUAUCGAAGAUGCCAAGGUUGCCCAAACGGAAAGAACAAACGGAAUCUUGGCCUCCUACGCCGCUGCCUACGUUGCUCUCAACGGUUUGCCAAAGAAGCUCAACCCGAUCAUCCGAUCUCUCAUGGAGAGUGUCAAGUGCGAAACCUUGCACCUAUUCCAAGAACGGUCUGCCAAUGCUGUGGCAAACUUGAACGUCGAACUAAUCAAGGCCGGCAAGAGCAACAUUGCCGACAAAAUUGUCAAGAACUUGUGCGGCUUCUUGUGCGUGGACACGUCCGAGGUGCCAGAGUUUGCACCUAACAAGGAGUUUUCGGACGAGAUUUUGUCUCUCCGCAAGGAGGAAGCCAAGACCGAUCCGGUGGACAUUGCGCGCCACGAACGGGAGGUGCUUUUCGCGAGAAUCAAGCGCAACGGUGGCAAGCUCGCACUUGAGAGCAUUUUGAAGUACUAUGGCUCUGAGUUGUUUGACAAGGUGCCACGCCUUAAGGAUGCCAUGUUGGGCCCUCUUGCGUUGCUUCAGAACCAAACUUUUGCUACCUUGAAGGAGGACGAUUUGAAGGGACAGACCGUUGUGGACUCGUUGGGGAUCUUACGGGCGUUGAUCCCGAAGAUCGACAGCCUGUUGCAUGGGGAAAUCACCGCCAAGCUCCCGGAAAUGCUUACCGGGUUGCGUUCCGACUUUUCGGUGUUCCGCUACUCCACCGCUAAGUGUGUCGCUACUCUCUGUGCAACCAUUCCGUCUCGCGUUUUCCCCUUCCUUGUGAACUCUAUCAUUCCUAUGUUGAAUAACGCAGGUGAAGUGAAGGAGCGCCAGGGUGCGAUAGAAUGUGUCUACCACUUGUCAUCUAUUAUGGGGGCUGCCAUUCUCCCGUAUGUGGUCUUUCUCAUAGUACCAGUUAUGGGGCGUAUGAGUGACUCUGAUAAGGAUGUGCGUAUCCUUGCCUCCACCACGUUUGCCUCGAUUAUCAAGCUUGUGCCGUUGGAGGCCGGUAUUCCGGAUCCGCCAGACAUGCCGGAGGACUUAAUGGUGGACAGAGACAAGGAGAGAGAGUUCAUCCAGCAGAUGAUGGACCCUACCAAGAUCAAGCUGUUCGACUUGCCAGUCACCAUUAAGGCCACCUUGCGUAAGUACCAGCAGGAGGGGGUCAACUGGUUGGCGUUCUUGAACAAGUACCGUCUCCACGGGAUUCUCUGUGAUGACAUGGGUCUCGGUAAGACGUUGCAGACGAUUUGUAUUGUGUCCAGCGACCACCACAUUCGAGCUGAGGAGUACGCCAAGACCCUGUCUGUAGAGUUCCGCAAGGUGCCGUCGUUGGUGAUCUGCCCACCAUCCUUAACCGGCCACUGGGAGCAGGAACUCAACCAAUACGCUCCGUUCUUGCAGGUGCUCGUGUACGCUGGCGGUCCGUCCAUUAGAAGCUCGCUCCGUGACGCGGUAACCUCGGCUGACGUUGUGGUCACGUCCUACGACGUUGCCCGUAACGAUAUCGAGUUCAUCAAGAAGCACGACUUCAACUACUGCGUGUUGGAUGAAGGCCAUAUCAUCAAGAACGCGGCUGCAAAGUUAACCAAAGCUGUCAAGAUGGUCAAGGCUGAUCACAGGUUGAUUUUGUCGGGUACGCCUAUCCAAAAUAAUGUCCUCGAGCUCUGGUCGUUGUUCGAUUUUCUCAUGCCGGGAUUUUUGGGGACCGAAAAGAGCUUCCAAGAAAAGUUUGCCAAGCCGAUUGCUGCCAGCCGUAACAGUAAAACAUCUUCGAAGGAGCAAGAGGCCGGUGCUUUGGCGUUGGAAUCGCUCCACAAACAGGUGCUUCCAUUCAUGUUGCGUCGACUCAAGGAGGACGUGUUAUCGGACCUCCCCCCAAAGAUCAUCCAGGAUUACUACUGUGAACUCAGUGAGUUGCAGAAGAAGUUGUACAAAGAUUUUGCCAGAAAGCAAAAGGCAACGGUAGAGGAGGAGGUGAACACAGAGGAGACGGAGGGGAAGACCCACAUUUUCCAGGCGUUGCAGUACAUGCGAAAGUUGUGCAACCACCCGGCGUUGGUGAUGUCUUCCAAGCAUCCACAGUAUACCCAAGUGAACCAGUACUUGAAGGAGACCAAGAUGUCGAUUAGAGACAUCAGACAUGCUCCGAAGUUGACCUCUCUUCAGACCUUGUUGUUGGAAUGUGGGAUCGGUGUUGAAGAAAAGAAGGGCCAGUUGUCUGUUAUUAGUCAGCACCGAGCAUUAAUUUUCUGUCAGUUGAAGGAUAUGUUAGAUAUGGUGGAGAACGACUUGUUCAAGAAACACAUGCCGAAUGUGACAUACAUGAGAUUGGAUGGUAGCACCGAUCCCCGUCAAAGACAAGACAUUGUGAGACAGUUUAAUGGUGAUCCAUCCAUCGAUGUGUUGCUUUUGACCACCAAGGUCGGUGGUUUGGGAUUGAAUCUUACCGGUGCCGAUACCGUCAUCUUUGUGGAGCAUGAUUGGAACCCGAUGAACGAUUUGCAGGCCAUGGACAGAGCCCAUAGAUUAGGACAGAAGAAGGUGGUGAACGUCUACAGAUUGAUUACCAAGGACACCUUGGAGGAGAAAAUCAUGGGUUUACAGAAGUUCAAGAUGAACAUUGCUAGUACGAUUGUCAACCAGCAGAACGCGGGAUUGGCGUCGAUGGACACUAACCAAUUGCUUGACUUAUUUGAUGUGGACGAGGGUUCCGGGUUGGUUGAAGGUAAUGCUGAAGAGAAGGAUGGCGUUGAGGAUACCGGACUCACAGGGAAGGCUGGCGCUGCCGUCGGUGAGUUGGCCGAGUUGUGGGACGAAUCUCAGUACGAAGAGGAGUACAAUCUUGAUAAUUUUAUCAAGACUCUUCAUUAA